CUGGAUGACGCUUCUUUCUGCGCAUGCUCAGUGCAAUCUGGUGACACUGGGAGACGGGGAAGGCGGCGGUCAUGGCGGACGUUGAAGAAACAUUAAAGAGAAUCCAGGGCCAGAAAGGCGUACAAGGAAUUAUCAUUGUUAACACAGAAGGAAUUCCCAUCAAGAGUACUAUGGAUAACGCCACUACGGCGCAGUAUGCAGGUCUAAUGCAUCAGCUAGUGAUGAAAGCCAGGUGCACGCUGCGGGAUAUUGACCCCCAGAAUGAUCUGACAUUCCUCCGGGUGCGAUCAAAGAAAAAUGAGAUCAUGAUAGCUCCAGAUAAAGACUACAUGUUAGUGGUCAUCCAGCAGCCAUCAGAGUAAUCCCUCCGUUGACAGCAGCAAUCCUCAUUUUUUUGUUAUUGAGCACACCUCCAUGUUUUUUUUGGUUUGUGGACCUGCCUAAAACAGCAUCUAAAAGGUGAACACAAAGGCCUGACAGAUCAA
Molecule: messenger RNA, 485 nt
Organism: Nanorana parkeri
Lineage: Eukaryota; Metazoa; Chordata; Amphibia; Anura; Dicroglossidae
Gene: DYNLRB1
Product: dynein light chain roadblock-type 1
Exons: 4
Coding region: 72-362 (96 amino acids)
Biological process (GO): microtubule-based movement
Cellular component (GO): cytoplasmic dynein complex; cytoplasm; centrosome
Molecular function (GO): dynein intermediate chain binding
Source: RefSeq, a predicted model, not a curated record